This is a messenger RNA of Cooperia oncophora, 255 nucleotides long. The record is from the annotation of a GenBank genome assembly. Lineage: Eukaryota; Metazoa; Nematoda; Chromadorea; Rhabditida; Trichostrongylidae.
AUGCAAGCCAUUGGUGCAGUUUUCGUCCUCGAAACCCCAAACCCAUCACAGUACUUGAUGAUGAGUGGUGCACUAUAUACAUAUUCCUGUCGAGGCUGCAUUCCGAUGUUGUCUCGAGAUAGACCACUUUACAUUACUGCGGAUACUAUGCGAGAUCCAAUCGUGGUGAACGCUGGACGUCAUGGUUUCUUCAGACAAAAUUACGACGAACAUGGCUGGAGGAAAAUUGCGAGACAGCUUAUGGAGGAUCAUAGG